CGGCGACGCCUCACCUAGCACAGCGCGUGCGCGAGCCCAGGGGGCGGAGCUUCCUCGGCAAGAUGGCGGCCAGCGGUUUGCGGCAGGCUGGUGCUGCGGCCAGCACCUCGGUGAAGCCAAUUUUCAGUCGCGACCUGAACGAGGCCAAGCGGAGAGUGCGCGAGCUCUACCGCGCUUGGUAUCGGGAGGUGCCGAACACUGUGCAGUUAUUCCAGUUGGACAUCACUGUGAAACAGGGACGGGAUAAAGUCCGAGAAAUGUUCAUGAAGAAUGCUCACGUCACAGACCCCAGAGUAGUUGAUCUCCUGGUCAUUAAGGGGAAAAUGGAGCUCCAGGAAACCAUCAAAGUGUGGAAACAGCGGACACACAUUAUGCGGUUUUUCCAUGAAACAGAAACACCAAGGCCAAAGGACUUCCUGUCCAAGUUCUAUAUUGGCCAUGACCCAUAAGGUGCAUGUUAAUAUUUAACUAUUUUAGAGUAUAAAUAAACUCAUUAUUUGAUGGUUGUUUUGUGAUAAACUUGCACUAGUAAACCCA
Molecule: messenger RNA, 537 nt
Organism: Myodes glareolus (Bank vole)
Lineage: Eukaryota; Metazoa; Chordata; Mammalia; Rodentia; Cricetidae
Gene: Ndufa6
Product: NADH:ubiquinone oxidoreductase subunit A6
Biological process (GO): response to oxidative stress
Cellular component (GO): respiratory chain complex I
Source: RefSeq, a predicted model, not a curated record